Molecule: messenger RNA, 1119 nt
Organism: Budorcas taxicolor (takin)
Lineage: Eukaryota; Metazoa; Chordata; Mammalia; Artiodactyla; Bovidae
Gene: SPZ1
Product: spermatogenic leucine zipper 1
Exons: 1
Coding region: 4-1119 (371 amino acids)
Cellular component (GO): nucleus
Molecular function (GO): DNA-binding transcription factor activity
Source: RefSeq, a predicted model, not a curated record
GAGAUGGAAGUGCCCACCCCCUCCAAAACACUUAAGCUUCCUGAUCUCAAUGAAGAGUCUUUGGACCCUAGGAUUAUGAUUGCCUUAUUUGAAAUUGGAUCACUUCCCCCAGUUUCUUGCAGUUCUCUUCCUUCGCUAAAAAGUAGUGACCAUGAAGCAAUUGAACAGCGAAUUGCAAAGAAGUUUGAAAGCCUCUUAAAAGAAAUUAAAGAUAUUGUUAAACACGUGACAAGUUAUGAACAGAAGGUCACAGAAACAAAAGAAUCUUUUAAGGAAACCAACAUGUCUGAGGUGACAGAACUUAGAGAAAAAAUCAUAGAACUUGAUGAAAUAAAUAAAGUACUAGUGAAAAAACUGCUUGCUAGUUUGGACCUAGGGAAAAAAGAGAAUGCAAAGAAACAGGAGAUGAGGUUGGACAACCAGAACUCAGAGGACACAGUGCAAGACUGUUCAAGGGAUUUGGUAAAUUGUUCAAAAGGACAAAACGCCCUUCCUGAAACUCAGCUAAGUAAGGAAAAAGCAAAGCACAGAUUCCCUCACAUUCAAGAAGAAAAUAUCAGACUGAGGAACAACAUGGAGCAGUUACUACAGGAAGCGGAACACUGGAGUGUGGAACAUACCGAACUCAGCAAACUAAUCAAGUCCUACCAGGAAUCUCAGAAUGACAUCAAUACUCUUAAAAAUAAUGGCACCCAUUCCCUAACUCAAACAAACAAUGAGUCAGCUAAGCAAGAGCUGGAGGAACAAGUGAAGAGACUGAGACGAGACACAUAUUCAUUGCAUUUGAUUGCAACCUUGCUGGAGAAUGAAUGCCAGAUCUUAGAGCAGAGAGUAGAGCUGCUCGAUGAACUCCGUCACCAGAAGGAAGAGCCUCUGCAAGGGGAGCCAGUGCAAAUAAAUCACGAGCAGAACGACAAGGAACAGAAGCCGCCAGAGGCAGACAAGGUCAAAGUACAUGAGAAAAACACGCCAGAAGUGGAAGGUACGUUUCACAAAAGAGAUCGGUUCUUUAGAAGCCUGGAUAUUUGUCACAAUAAGAAAGCUCAUAAUAACCAGUUCAAUACUCGUAUUGCAAAAAGAGCUCUUGUGGUAAAGAGGCCAGCUAGCAGCUUAAGUUAA